Messenger RNA from Fusarium venenatum, 2025 nucleotides. NCBI's taxonomy places the organism in Eukaryota, Fungi, Ascomycota, Sordariomycetes, Hypocreales, Nectriaceae. The record is from RefSeq and is a predicted model, not a curated record.
AUGACUAACGAGAGCAAAGUCGACGUACUCGUAGUUGGCGCCGGCCCUGCUGGGCUGAUGGCGGCAGCAUGGAUGGCUCACUGUGGCGUAAAUGCUCGUAUCAUCGACAAAAGAAAUACCAAGAUCUUUUGUGGUCAGGCUGAUGGCCUGCAGUGUCGAAGUCUAGAGAUCUUCGACAGUCUCGGCUUUGCAGACCGUGUGUGGAAAGAAGCUAACCAUAUGAUUGAGAAUCCUGGCCCGGACGGUAUUAUUCGUCGGUCUGAUCGUAUUCCCGACACGAUCGUUGGUCUUUCGCGUUUUCAACAGGUUGUUGUACAGCAAGGUCGCAUCGAGCGUUUCUUUCUCGACAACAUCAAGAAGUACUCUAAAGAUCAGAUAAAGGUUGAGCGUGCUAUUUUGCCAGAGACCAUUGAGAUCGACAAAUCCAACAUUGAGAGUACUGAAGGCUAUCCAGUCACAGUCAAGAUUCGCCAUCUCACUGAAGAAGAAGCGACACCUCCCCAACAAGCCACCGCCAGCAAAACUCAAGCUUCGGAUGGCCUUUUCAGAAGUAACUUGGUAUUUGACGAUGAAGUUGACAAUGACAGUGCUCUUCGUCAGGCUCAAGAUCGUGACGCUGUCACUGAGACAAUCCAUGCCAAAUAUGUCAUCGGCUGCGAUGGAGCACGAAGCUGGGUUCGGAGCCAGAUUGGAUUAGAGUUGCAGGGCGAGGCAAGCGAUUUUAUCUGGGGUGUCAUGGAUAUCAUUCCCAAGACUGACUUUCCCGACAUUCGCAUGCGAUGCGCAAUUCAUUCGGCCGAGAAUGGGAGUCUUAUGGUCAUCCCCAGAGAAAACAAGCUUGUUCGGCUGUACAUCCAGUUGAAGGAAGUAACUCCGGACGCUUCAGGCCGUGCAGAUCGAUCAAAGAUCAGUCCCGACAUCAUCUUCAAAGCUGCGCAGAAGAUUGUCCAUCCUUAUAAGCUGGAUUAUGAGUAUUGUGAUUGGUGGACUGCUUAUCAGAUUGGUCAACGCGUUGGCACCGCCUUUGACUCUCAUGAGCGAAUCUUUCUCGCAGGUGAUGCUGUACACACCCACUCGCCAAAGGCUGGACAAGGCAUGAAUGUCUCCAUGCAGGAUUCGUACAAUCUGGGAUGGAAGAUUGCUCUUGUCGUCAAGGGUAUCGCCAAGCCAGAUAUCCUCAAGACAUAUCAAAGCGAAAGACGUCGCGUGGCCCAAGACCUCAUUGAGUUUGACCAUCGCUUUAGUCGCUUAUUCUCUGGUCGCCCAGCCAAGGAUGUCAUGGACGAAGAGGGUGUCAGCAUGGAAGAGUUUAAAGACGCAUUCGAAAAGGGAAAUAUGUUUGCAUCGGGUCUAUCUGUGAAUUAUGGACCUAGCAACAUUGUUGCUAAAGCAGGUGAUCCAUUGGCUCAGGCGGAUGGUGCUAAGGUGGUUUCGCCUCCUGGAGUCUCUUUGACUCAGGAGACAUUUACGAAAAAGCAGGCGCUUGCUUCUGGCAUCCCAGUUGGAAUGCGCUUCAACAGCUUCAAAGUGCUGAACCAAGCUUGUGCCCGUCCCUAUCACUUCCAGGAACGUUUGAAAGCAGAUGGACGAUUUCGCAUCGUGCUUUUCGCAGGUGACAUUCUUGACCCUGCUCAAAAAGCUCGAGUCGAAGAAUUUUGCAAUCGCCUCGAUCAGCCCAACAGCUUCCUUUACCGAGCCACCCCCGAUGGACAAAAGGUUGAUAGUGUCAUCGAAGUUUUGACCGUCCACUCUUCCAAGCGCUGGGAUACUGACAUCAUUCGGGACUUUCCCUCGAUUCUACGCCCUUGGGAUGAGCAAACUGGCUAUGACUAUGAGAAGGUUCAUGUCGACGAUGUUAGCUACCACGAGGGAUUUGGAAACGCGUAUGAGAACUAUGGAGUUGACAAGACGCGUGGAUGUGUAGUUGCUGUGCGGCCAGAUCAGUAUGUUGGAUGGCUGGGUGGUUUGGAGGACUUUGAUGAUCUAUCGGACUACUUCCAGGGCUGUUUACUGAUGAAGGACUAA